AUCCAUUCGCACGAACGCACGGCGGGUGACGCCCACACCACGACGACACCUUCCGUCUGCCUUCCUUCUCCCUUUACCUCCCCGAAUCCGAUCCGACCUCCUCCUCCUCCUCCUCGUCUCGAUCUCCAUCUCCACCCGCUGCUCUUAGAUCCGAUCCCCAGCCACCUCUCCCCCCGCCCGCCUCGCGCAGCGAUCCGCUCGAGAUCCACCCUCACCAAACAACCGCCGGCGUCGCGAGGCUCGGACUUGAGGGAGCUACAGAGGAUGGGUGCUUGGAUGUCGCGGGUGUGGUUCCUCAUGUUCCCGGCCAAGGAGUACAAGAUCGUCGUCGUGGGGCUCGACAACGCCGGCAAGACCACCACGCUCUACAAGCUCCACCUCGGCGAGGCCGUCACGGCCGCGCCCACCAUCGGCAGCAACGUCGAGGAGGUCGUCUUCAAGAACAUACGGUUCGAGGUGUGGGAUCUAGGAGGACAAGAAAGCCUGCGCACCUCUUGGGCAACAUACUAUAGAGGCACUCACGCCGUCAUCGUAGUAAUCGACAGCACCGACCGAGCCCGGAUCAACAUCAUCAAGGACGAGCUGUUCCGGCUGAUCCAGCAUACGGACCUGGACAACACGGUGGUCCUGGUGUUUGCCAACAAGCAGGACCUCAAGGACGCCAUGUCGGCGGCCGAGAUCACGGACGCGCUCUCCCUCCACAGCAUAAAGAACCACGACUGGCACAUCCAGGCCUCGUGCGCCAUCACGGGAGAGGGUCUCUAUGACGGCAUGGGCUGGAUAGCCCAGAAAGUCGCGGGAAAAGCCACGACAAGCUGACCCCCAAAACAAAAACAAAACAAAAAACUGUCUGUAUUUUGGUGAAAAUUUGUUGUAGUGUGGCGGUGGCAAGGAUGAUGGGAGAUUAUUGUUCCCUGCCACUCGGGUGUUUUACAUUAUUUAUGUUUUCAUAUCUGAAUACCGUGUCUGUAUUCUUCCCACAGAUCUCUGAUUAUAAAAAAGGCAAAUUCGUACGA
This is a messenger RNA of Brachypodium distachyon (stiff brome), 1016 nucleotides long. RefSeq names its product ADP-ribosylation factor-like protein 5. Gene Ontology annotation, cellular component: trans-Golgi network; cytoplasm. Bases 265 to 819 code for a protein of 184 amino acids. Lineage: Eukaryota; Viridiplantae; Streptophyta; Magnoliopsida; Poales; Poaceae. The record is from RefSeq and is a predicted model, not a curated record. Gene Ontology annotation, molecular function: GTPase activity; GTP binding. Gene Ontology annotation, biological process: protein localization to Golgi membrane; vesicle-mediated transport; intracellular protein transport. The transcript has 2 exons.